AUGGCAUUUGGUGGUGGAGAGCGGCGUCCUCAUCACCCCAGGCGCCCCCAUCACCCAGGCGCCCCCACACCCCGGGCGUCCUCAUCACCCCAGGCGCCCUCAUCACCCCAGGCGUCCCUCAUCACCCCAGGCGCCCUCAUCACCCCAGGCGUCCCCAUCACCCCAGGCGCCCCAUCACCCCAGGCGCCCUCAUCACCCCAGGCGUCCCCAUCACCCCUGGGCGCCCUCAUCACCCCAGGCGUCCUCAUCACCCCACGUCCCUCAUCACCCAGGCGCCCCUCAUCACCCCAGGCGUCCUCAUCACCCCAGGCGUCCCUCAUCACCCCAGGCGCCCUCAUCACCCCAGGCGUCCCUCAUCACCCCCAGGCGCCCUCAUCACCCCAGGCGCCCUCAUCACCCCAGGCGCCCCAUCACCCAGGCGUCCUCAUCACCCCAGGCGCCCCACCCCCAGGCGCCUCAUCACCCAGGCGUCCUCAUCACCCCAGGCGCCCUCAUCACCCCAGGCCCCAUCAACCCAGGUCCUCAUCACCCCAGGCGCCCCCAUCACCCCAGGCGCCCACAUCCCCAGGCGCCCCUCAUCACCCCAGGCGCCCCAUCACCCCAGGCGCCCUCAUCACCCCAGGCGUCCUCAUCACCCAGGCGCCCUCAUCACCCCAGGCGCCCUUCACACCCCAGGCGCCCUCAUCACCCCCGGGCGUCCCCAUCACCCCAGGCGUCCUCAUCACCCCAGGCGCCCUCAUCACCCCAGGCGCCCUCAUCACCCCAGGCGCCCUCAUCACCCAAGGCGUCCUCAUCACCCCAGGCGCCCCCAUCACCCCGGGCGUCCUCAUCACCCCAGGCGUCCUCAUCACCCCAGGCGCCCUCAUCACCCUAGGCGCCCCUCACAGGCGUCCCAUCACCAGGCGUCCUCAUCACCCCAGGCGCCCCUCAUCACCCCGGGCGUCCCCCAUCACCCCAGGCGUCCGCAUCACCCCAGGCGCCCUCAUCACCCCCGGGCGCCCCUCAUCACCCCGCGCCCUCAUCACCCCAGGCGUCCCCAUCACCCCAGGCGUCCCUCAUCACCCCAGGCGCCCCCAUCACCCCGGGCGCCCCAUCACCCCAGGCGCCCUCAUCACCCCAGGCGUCCCCAUCACCCAGGCGUCCCCAUCACCCCAGGCGUCCCUCAUCACCCCCAGGCGUCCUCAUCACCAAGCGCCCUCAUCACCCCCCCGGGCGUCCUCAUCACCCCCAGGCGCCUCAUCACCCCAGGCGCCCUCAUCACCCCAGGGCGUCCUCAUCACCCCAGGCGCCCUCAUCACCCCAGGCUCCCCAUCCCCAGGCGUCCCCAUCACCCCAGGCGUCCUCCACCCCAUGUCCAUCACCCCAGGCGCCCUCAUCACCCCAGGCGCCCUCAUCACCCCAGGCGCCCUCAUCACCCCAGGCGCCCUCAUCACCCCCAGGUGUCCCCAUCACCCCAGGCGCCUCACCCCGGGCGUCCUCAUCACCUCCCCAGGUGUCCCCAUCACCAGGUGUCGCCACUCACCUAUGCGUCACCAUCACCCCAGGUGCCGCCCGCCCAUCACCCCAGGUGUCACCAUCGCUCCAGGUGUCACCAUCACCCCAGGUGUCACCAUCACCCAGGUGUCACCAUCACCCCAGGUGUCACCAUCACCCCAUGUGUCACCAUCACCCAGGUGUCACCAUCACCCCAGGUGUCACCAUCACCCCAGGUCACCAUCACCCCAGGUGUCACCACAGGUGUCACCAUCGCUCCAGGUGCUGCCACCAUCCCCAGGUGUCACCAUCACCCCCAGGUGUCACCAUCUCGGCGUCACCAUCACCCCAGGUGUCACCAUCGCCCCAGGUGUCACCAUCGCCCCAGGUGUCACCAUCGCCCCAGGUGUCACCAUCGCCCCAGGUGUCACCAUCGCCCCAGGUGUCACCAUCGCCCCAGGUGUCACCAUCACCCCAGGUGUCACCAUCGCCCCAGGUGUCACCAUCGCCCCAGGUGUCACCAUCGCCCCAGGUGUCACCAUCGCCCCAGGUGUCACCAUCGCCCCAGGUGUCAUCAUCACCCCAGGUGUCAUCAUCACCCCAGGUGUCAUCAUCACCCCAGGUGUCAUCAUCACCCCAGGUGUCAUCACCAUCACCCCAGGUGUCACCAUCGCCCCAGGUGCCCAUCGCCCCAGGUGUCACCAUCGCCCCAGUGUCACCAUCGCCCCAGGUGUCACCAUCGCCCCAGGUGUCACCAUCGCCCCAGGUGUCACCAUCGCCCCAGGUGUCAUCAUCACCCCAGGUGUCACCAUCGCCCCAGGUGUCACCAUCACCCCAGGUGUCACCAUCGCCCCAGGUGUCACCAUCGCCCCAGGUGUCACCAUCGCCCCAGGUGUCACCAUCGCCCCAGGUGUCACCAUCGCCCCAGGUGUCACCAUCGCCCCAGGUAUCAUCAUCACCCCAGGUGUCAUCAUCACCCCAGGUGUCAUCAUCACCCCAGGUGUCAUCAUCACCGGUGUCACCAUCGCCCCAGGUGUCACCAUCACCCCAGGUGUCACCAUCGCCCCAGGUGUCACCAUCACCCCAGGUGUCACCAUCGCCCCAGGUGUCACCAUCGCCCCAGGUGUCACCAUCGCCCCAGGUGUCAACACAUCGCCCCAGGUGUCACCAUCGCCCCAGGUGUCAUCAUCACCCCCGGUGUCACCAUCGCCCCAGGUGUCACCAUCGCCCCAGGUGUCACCAUCGCCCCAGGUGUCACCAUCGCCCCAGGUGUCACCAUCGCCCCAGGUGUCACCCAUCGCCCCAGGUGUCACCAUCGCCCCAGGUGUCACCAUCGCCCCAGGUGUCACCAUCGCCCCAGGUGUCACCAUCGCCCCAGGUGUCAUCAUCACCCCAGGUGUCACCAUCGCCCCAGGUGUCACCAUCACCCCAGGUGUCACCAUCGCCCCAGGUGCCCACGCCCCAGGUGUCACCAUCGCCCCAGGUGUCACCAUCGCCCCAGGUGUCACCAUCGCCCCAGGUGUCACCAUCGCCCCAGGUGUCACCAUCGCCCCAGGUGUCACCAUCGCCCCAGGUGUCAUCAUCACCCCAGGUGUCACCAUCGCCCCAGGUGUCAUCAUCACCCCGGGUGUCACCAUCGCCCCAGUGUCACCAUAUCGCCCCAGGUGUCAUCAUCACCCCGGUGUCACCAUCGCCCCAGGUGUCAUCAUCACCCCGGGUGUCACCAUCGCCCCAGGUGUCAUCAUCACCCCGGGUGUCACCAUCGCCCCAGGUGUCACCAUCGCCCCAGGUGUCAUCAUCACCCCGGGUGUCACCAUCCCCAGGGUGUCAUCAUCACCGGUGUCACCAUCGCCCCAGGUGUCAUCAUCACCCCAGGUGUCAUCAUCACUCAGCCGUCGAAAUACAGAGUGUUUUACUGCCUGA
This is a messenger RNA of Homarus americanus (American lobster), 3396 nucleotides long. Its product is annotated as protein FAM186A-like. Lineage: Eukaryota; Metazoa; Arthropoda; Malacostraca; Decapoda; Nephropidae. The transcript has 6 exons. The record is from RefSeq and is a predicted model, not a curated record. The coding region runs from base 1 to 3396 and encodes 1131 amino acids. Gene Ontology annotation, molecular function: transferase activity.